Balaenoptera ricei (Rice's whale) is the source of this 3168-nucleotide messenger RNA. It is a transcript of the gene FLI1, whose product is annotated as Fli-1 proto-oncogene, ETS transcription factor. Gene Ontology annotation, biological process: cell differentiation; regulation of transcription by RNA polymerase II. Lineage: Eukaryota; Metazoa; Chordata; Mammalia; Artiodactyla; Balaenopteridae. Gene Ontology annotation, cellular component: nucleus. The record is from RefSeq and is a predicted model, not a curated record. The coding region runs from base 305 to 1711 and encodes 468 amino acids. Gene Ontology annotation, molecular function: DNA-binding transcription factor activity, RNA polymerase II-specific; sequence-specific DNA binding. The transcript has 10 exons.
GGAGAGAGGCGGCGGGGAGGAAAUCUGCAGGACGCACGGACUUGAGUGGUUCCUGCAGCCCCCGAGGAUGUGCAGGAGCUGAGGCUGCCUGUCUGGAUACGCUGGAAAGAAAGGCAAACGUUGGCUCUGGGCAGCCAGCAGGUUUAAUUCCGUUCUGCCAAGGAUCAGGAGUCUGGGGGCAGAGGAUUCACACCAAGAGCUUGAACGCCCUGGAGCUGCUGGAAUCCAGCUCCUGCUGGCGGAGCAGGAAGGGGUGUCUGAGGUUGGUUCUUGGGCCUUCCCGACCCUUCCUCACCCACCCAGGAUGUUUCAGACAGUCCCCGACACGUCGUCUUACGUCAAGGUAAGACAUGACAGCGUCUUUAAACAGGAGGCUCUGUCGGUGGUGAGCGACGACCAAUCCCUCUUCGACUCCGCCUACGGACCGGCGGCCCAUCUUCCCAAAGCCGACAUGACCGCCUCUGGGAGUCCCGACUACGGCCAGCCCCACAAGAUCAACCCCCUCCCCCCGCAGCAGGAGUGGAUGAAUCAGCCCGUGAGGGUCAGUGUCAAGCGGGAGUACGACCACAUGAAUGGGUCCAGGGAGUCUCCGGUGGACUGCAGCGUUAGCAAAUGCGGCAAGCUAGUGGGCGGAGGCGAGUCCAAUGCCAUGAGCUACAACAGCUACAUGGACGAGAAGAACGGCCCCCCUCCCCCCAACAUGACCACCAACGAGAGGAGGGUCAUCGUCCCCGCAGACCCCACGCUGUGGACGCAGGAGCACGUGAGGCAGUGGCUGGAGUGGGCGAUAAAGGAGUACGGCUUGAUGGAGAUCGACACAUCUUUCUUCCAGAACAUGGACGGCAAGGAACUGUGUAAACUGAACAAGGAGGAUAUCCUCCGAGCCACCUCCCUCUACAACACGGAAGUGCUAUUGUCACACCUCAGCUACCUCAGGGAAAGUUCACUGUUGGCCUAUAACACAACCUCCCACACGGACCCGUCCUCACGACUGAAUGUCAAAGAAGACCCUUCCUAUGACUCAGUCAGGAGAGGAGGAUGGGGCAAUAACAUGAAUUCUGGUCUCAACAAAAGUCCCCCCCUUGCAGGAGCACAAACAAUGAGUAAGAAUACCGAACAGCGGCCCCAACCAGAUCCAUAUCAGAUCCUGGGCCCGACCAGCAGUCGCCUAGCCAAUCCCGGGAGCGGGCAGAUCCAGCUGUGGCAGUUCCUUCUGGAGUUACUGUCGGACAGCGCCAACGCCAGCUGCAUCACCUGGGAGGGGACCAACGGGGAGUUCAAAAUGACGGACCCCGAUGAGGUGGCCAGGCGCUGGGGGGAGCGGAAGAGCAAACCCAACAUGAAUUACGACAAGCUGAGCCGAGCCCUCCGAUACUACUACGAUAAAAACAUUAUGACCAAAGUGCACGGCAAGAGGUACGCCUACAAAUUUGACUUCCACGGCAUCGCCCAGGCUCUGCAGCCGCACCCCACUGAGUCGUCCAUGUACAAGUACCCUUCGGAUAUCUCCUACAUGCCCUCCUACCACACCCACCCGCAGAAGGUGAACUUUGUCCCUCCGCCCCCGUCCUCCAUGCCGGUCACUUCCUCUAGCCUCUUUGGAGCAGCGUCACAGUACUGGACCUCUCCCACGGGUGGCAUCUACCCCAACCCCAAUGUCCCCCGCCACCCAAACACCCACGUGCCCUCACACUUAGGCAGCUACUACUAGACGCUUCAUCACCGGUGGCCUUCUCGCUGAAGUCCCCUUCCUCACACUUCUUGUUGGACAUACGUGGCCUUGAAGAGAAAACGAAACUGGAUGCUCUUUCUUGUUGGAUAGAACCUUUAUACCUGUUCUUUAAAAACGAUUCUUUUUUUUUUUUUUUUUAAACGUUGGUAACUCCUGCUUCCUCUACCUUGAACAAAGAGAUGGAUAAUUCCAUGGGCCAGUAUGCCAGUUGGGAGUCUCAAUCUCCUGUCAGCCUACGAGUUGAAUAUUUAGAUUACUGGAAUAGUUGUGUCAUGGGUCUGGGAAAGAAACUGUAGAUUUAUAUUUUUAGGACCAAAGCAGUUACUUAUCGACACACGGGUCUCGUCUUGGACCUUGAAGGGUUCAUAUGAUAAAGAAUCAUGGACUUAACCAGUUACGCUCUGGUUUGAGACUUAGUGAAAAUAGAGGCAGGAAGCUUAUCAUCUUAUCUUAGGAAGACCUAACUCAGUGGAUAGCAAACUGGAACAUUGGUUGUAAGGCUAGUGAAGUUUUCACCCAACUGGAAUUUCAGAGAAAGAACAAGUGUGUAUUUAAGAAGCCACGGGCAUUGCAAAAUCUUUCUCAGUGGGCAGUAAAUAUGCACUAGGCUGACCAUUCUCUCUGGAAAUAGUCAAGAUAUGAACUAAGAAAUGUUAAUGCAAAUGCAGACAUUCCUGAAAGCCAGAGAGUUAAAUAUCUUUUUUUUUUUUUAAAUAAUGACAGUGGGUCCCAGAACUUUGAAAAGUCCUAGGGAUUUCUAAACACAAACAGAUUCGCAAGUGCUGUGCGCUUGUCAGAUCGGUCCAGGGUCCACCAACCAGAAGGCAACUUACUGUAUAAAUUAUGCAGAGUUAUUUUCCUAUAUCUCGCAGUAUUAAAAAUAAAUAAUUAAAAAGUGAAAAAGAGUAAAGAAACGAGUUGACCUCGGUCACAAAUACAAUGUUAACUAUCAAAUCAGUUGCUAUUUUUUUUUAAAUGUAAUUUGUACAUCUUUUGUCAAUCUGUACAUUUGGGCUGUUUGUAUGUUUUUUAUAGCUGGUUUUUAAAAAAGCAUAAUGUGACUUAUUGCGGAAAAGAACACAGGACGUUCAAGUCACUGACUUACUAGAAAGAGAAUCACUGGUGUUGUUAUUUAACAAGUGAGCAGAAGCAAAUCAAGGCAAGCUCUUUAAACCGUUCCUGCUUUGGAGAUGUUUGUAAAUAACCGAACUGCAGCAGUCAUAACUUGGAAAAGAACAACCAAACUUUCCCUUGUGGAUACAAGGGAUCUUCCUGCCUUAUAUAUGCAAUAUAUUUUUUAGAUAUUAAAAUAUAUAUAAUUUUGCAGGUAAUCAUUGACUUUUUUAAACUAUAUUAAGUGUUAAGCUGACAACUGUCAAUGAAGACUAUGUUGUACAAUAAUUUGACUAAAUAAAUUGUGCCUUUUUCUCUCAGAA